Messenger RNA from Epinephelus fuscoguttatus (brown-marbled grouper), 695 nucleotides. RefSeq lists its product as uncharacterized. The record is from RefSeq and is a predicted model, not a curated record. NCBI's taxonomy places the organism in Eukaryota, Metazoa, Chordata, Actinopteri, Perciformes, Serranidae. The coding region runs from base 39 to 695 and encodes 218 amino acids. The transcript has 5 exons.
UGUCACGAAAUGCGCAAACGUCAGUUCUUGAAUACGGGAUGUGGGACCAGGUCAGGGUGGACCAUGGCCGUGAAUUUUACUUGUCCCUCUACAUGCAGGAGAUGCUGUCUAACCACAGACACAACUUGCAAAGGCAACCAUAUCACCAAACUCAGUCAAGAAAGAAUCAUACGGUGGAGCGAUUGUGGGUCGAGAUAAAUAACAGGGUAAAUUACCCAGUGAAGGAGGCCCUCAUACAGCUGCAGGAUCAGGAAGUCCUCAACAUGGAUGACAACGUGACAAGAUACUGUACAUCUAACCUUACUGCUGAGCUGUGCAAGAUUGGCAUAACAAGAGCUGUACAUGCAUGGAAUGCACACAGAAUUCCAGGCAAAGGAACACCCAAUCGCCUGGCAGCAGGAGGAUGUCCAAAGAAACUGGGAGAGGAGUUGUUGCCACAUGCCUCCCAAGCAGCAGACAUGUAUGAGCAGGAUGUUGGCUCUUCACUAACUAGAGUCUCCUGCUUUGGAACGGACCCCUUCUCAACUGAGGAGGACAAAUGGGAGCAAUGGCCUGAGCAGGUGAUCCCAGAGCAGCAGUGGGCUGUGCUGGACGGUGGAACUGGAAAUGGUUCUGGCCUGACAAUGGAGGAGUCUGCUCCGCGACUGGUAGAGCAAUAUCAUCCCCAUGAACCUCAUAGUGGCCUCGAGGUCUAA